UCCCGCUCCGUCGCCCCUUUCGAGCGCCGCGAUUCCCGCCCGAAAGCGAACAGGGAUUUCGACGUCUGGCCAAAAUCCACCCCCAGAAUCGCACGAAACGAAGGGUUGUUGUUUUUUUUUUUCCUGCGCGGGAUUUGGGGAGCCGCUGAGAAAAGAGAAACGGACCAAAAUGGUGAGGACUCGAGCUGAUGCUGGACCAACCAAGGUGUCUGCGGCCAAAGCACCAAGAAAGGUGUUUAGUGGCCCCAGUGGAGGUGCAGGAAGCUCCUUCUCAUCACCUGGAAGAGUGACCGGCAAAGAGAAAUACGCUGGAGGUAACAGUUACAACCCGCAGCCCACACCAGAAUGGCAGAAGGGAAUUGGGAGCUUCUUCAAAUGUGCUCCCAAACCCCAGGAAGGAGAAGGCAGCAGUAGCAGUUCCUCAGAAAGUAAGGAAACCAAGCCAGAAGCUGAGGCAGGGGAAGGUUCAUCAAAUUUCAGUAAGAAUGGAAUGAUAUCAGAUGAUGAUGCUGAGUAAGUUCAAAAAGAAGUCUCUAUGAUAUUUUAAAAUAGCUUCUGUGCUGUGUGUAAUAAAAACUUGAACAUUUGUCUGGAACAGACAUUGAUACACAAAUGUUUUUUGUUUUUAAGGAAGACACAUUGAGACUGAUAAUUGUCCUUAGAAAAGACUGUUGGUCUAUAUAUUAGUAACAUGAGCACAAUCUCAGUUGCUCAUAAAAAUAUAGAAUCAGUGUCAUUUUGUAAAACAAGUUACUUUUAUAAGAAUCAUGUAUUUAGUUUUUAGGUUGAAGUUUUAUAAUUAAAAGUUUAUACUUUU
Penaeus chinensis is the source of this 817-nucleotide messenger RNA. Its product is annotated as PCNA-associated factor-like. Gene Ontology annotation, molecular function: chromatin binding. Gene Ontology annotation, cellular component: nucleus. Gene Ontology annotation, biological process: translesion synthesis; regulation of cell cycle. The coding region runs from base 170 to 517 and encodes 115 amino acids. Lineage: Eukaryota; Metazoa; Arthropoda; Malacostraca; Decapoda; Penaeidae. The transcript has 3 exons. The record is from RefSeq and is a predicted model, not a curated record.